Phragmites australis (common reed) is the source of this 662-nucleotide messenger RNA. RefSeq names its product large ribosomal subunit protein eL32z-like. NCBI's taxonomy places the organism in Eukaryota, Viridiplantae, Streptophyta, Magnoliopsida, Poales, Poaceae. Bases 33 to 434 code for a protein of 133 amino acids. Gene Ontology annotation, cellular component: ribosome; cytosolic large ribosomal subunit. The record is from RefSeq and is a predicted model, not a curated record. Gene Ontology annotation, biological process: translation. Gene Ontology annotation, molecular function: structural constituent of ribosome. The transcript has 5 exons.
CGCCUCGCCGCAACCGUUUCCGGCGCUCGAAGAUGGCGGUGCCGCUGUUGACGAGGAAGAUCGUGAAGAAGCGGGUCAAGCAGUUCAAGAGGCCCCACACCGACCGCUACAAGUGCCUCAAGCCAAGCUGGCGUAGGCCAAAGGGUAUCGACUCCCGCGUCAGGCGGAAGUUCAAGGGAUGCACCUUGAUGCCCAACAUUGGAUAUGGUUCUGACAAGAAAACCAGGCACUACCUCCCCAACAAGUUCAAGAAGUUUGUUGUCCACAAUGUCUCUGAGCUGGAGCUGCUUAUGAUGCACAACAGGACAUACUGCGCUGAGAUUGCUCACAACGUCUCCACCCGCAAGCGCAAGGAGAUUGUCGAACGUGCUGCGCAACUCGACAUCGUGGUCACUAACAAGCUUGCCAGGAUCCGCAGCCAGGAGGACGAGUGAAAUGUUAAGUAGCUUUGGUUGCGUUGCUCGUAGGACAGUACCCCUGCUUUUAGAUACUUUCCCACCAUUUUUAUGCUUAUGCUAGACUUAUUCUAUGAACACAUUUUGGCCGAGUGAUUUGGUGAUGGCGAGUAUCAUCUUGUUUUGACCGGACAUCAACACCAUGAAGGUGAAACAAUGUGGCGAUACCUUUCGGUUAAACCUUAUGUGUUUUGGCGUCGUGGUUCA